Molecule: messenger RNA, 1826 nt
Organism: Mangifera indica (mango)
Lineage: Eukaryota; Viridiplantae; Streptophyta; Magnoliopsida; Sapindales; Anacardiaceae
Product: dynein regulatory complex subunit 3
Exons: 10
Coding region: 89-1603 (504 amino acids)
Molecular function (GO): protein binding
Source: RefSeq, a predicted model, not a curated record
AAUACGCCUGUCGCUAGUUUUAAGAAGAGGAAUUGAUAAACCCUGCUGCGCUGCGAAGACAAAGCUAGGGUUUUGGGUAAUCCACGCCAUGACGCGUCUGACGACUGACCAAAUUCUCAAGGACAACCGGACUCGCGACCCCGACUCCAUUACAUCUCUCACUCUCACUCACAAAGCUCUCUCCGAUGUUUCUUGCUUGAGUGAUUUCAGGAACUUGGAGCGACUUGACUUGGGCUUCAACAACCUCACUUCUCUUGAGGGGUUGAAAUCUUGCGUGAAUUUGAAAUGGUUAUCUGUUGUACAAAACAAAUUGCAAAGCUUGAAAGGAAUUGAAGGACUUUCUAAGCUCACUGUGCUAAAUGGCGGCAAAAAUAAGCUAAGGUCAAUGGGUGAGGUCAGGUCCCUUGGCAGCUUACGUGCUCUAAUAUUGAAUGACAAUGAGAUUGUUACCAUUUGUAGCCUUGAUCAAAUGAAGGAGUUGAAUACACUAGUUCUUUCAAGAAAUCCAAUCUGUGAAAUUGGUGAAUCUCUGCUUAAGAUGAAAUCUAUAACAAAGCUCUCUCUUUCUAAUUGCCAAGUUCAGAGUGUUGGUUAUUCUCUCAAGUCCUGUGCUGAGCUGAAAGAACUCAGACUUGCUCACAAUGAUAUUAAAGCACUCCCAGCUGAGUUGGCUAAUAAUAAGAAGCUCCAAAAUUUGGACUUGGGAAAUAACUUGAUCACCAGAUGGUCAGACUUGAAGGUGCUAAAAUCCUUGGUUAGCUUGAGAAACCUCAAUCUACAAGGCAACCCCAUAGCUGAAAAUGAUAAAAUAGCAAAGAAGGUAAGAAAAUCAUUGCCAAACUUACAUAUUUUUAAUGCUAGACCGAUAGAUAAAGACACCAAAAAUGAUAAGGGAGACAUGAUCAAUGAAGUUGAUGAUGAUUCAAAGAGUUCUGCUAAAAAAACAAAAGUUCAUUCAGCAGAGAAAAGAGGUCACAUCAAGGAAAUGAACUCUGAAGGACAUGUCACAGGCCAAAAUGAGGACAGCCAUCCGAAUAUUCCUAAUAAUCUUGGUAUGGGAAAAGAUUUAAAGCGUAAAAGGAAUGACAAAAGUGACAAACUCUUGAAGAAAGAAAUUCGGUGCAAUAAAGAUGAUUCAUCUGUUGAAAAAAAAAUAAAAAAGAAGUCAAAAGAAAACAAACAUGAAAAGAGAGAAGGGUAUCUAAAUGGUUCCAGAAAUGUUGAUACGGAGAAAGAACUGGAGCAGAAUAUAAACAAAACCACCGACAAGUUCUCAAAGAAAGAAGUACCUGUCAAUGUUGAUAGUGAGGGAGUUGAAAAUAAAAAAAAGAAGAGGUUAGAGGAACAAGGUGAACUUGCUGUGAUCGAUGAUGCAGAAACUUCUUUUGUAGAGCUUUUUUCUGCAGAUAUUGUUGAAAAUCCAAAAUUUGAUGGUGAACACAAGAUGGUUGAUGAAACUUUACGGUUGAAGUCAGUGGAUGGCUCAGUUGCCUCUUCUGGUAAGAGAAAGAAAAGUAAAAACAAGGGUAUGGCAGCUACAUUUAAGUUGUCUGAAGAAUUUGAAGUUGGAUUGGGAGGGCCAUCAACAUGGGGUGAUGACUGAUUAGUGAUUAUUCUACAAGGUUGCUAGAUGAGUGAAAGUUUUGUCUAAUGUUGAGUUAAAUUACAUCUUAUUUGUGAUGUCUUCAAUGAGUUUGAGUUCCUAGAAAUUCUCUAGCAUUUUUUAUGAAAAGAAGUGGCUCAGGACUCUGUUGUAAUUGAUGAUAUUUUGAUCUUGUGUUUUUCUUGGUUGUUUUCUUUCAGGGCUUUUGAUGCUCUACUGUCAA